Fundulus heteroclitus (mummichog) is the source of this 1831-nucleotide messenger RNA. RefSeq names its product makorin, ring finger protein, 4 (gene mkrn4). Lineage: Eukaryota; Metazoa; Chordata; Actinopteri; Cyprinodontiformes; Fundulidae. The transcript has 8 exons. The record is from RefSeq and is a predicted model, not a curated record. Bases 110 to 1198 code for a protein of 362 amino acids. Gene Ontology annotation, biological process: protein polyubiquitination. Gene Ontology annotation, molecular function: ubiquitin protein ligase activity; metal ion binding.
AAUUAGCGGGGUACACUCGCUGUUUGCUAUUUAGAGAGACCGAAGGAAGCCGCUUCGGUUGGCGGCUAGCUCAAAAAAAAGGAAAAAAGGCAACAAGCACGCUCAGAGGAUGGACUCGGCUCGCAGUGGGAAUGUUUGUAGGCGUUUCAUAAAUGGCUUUUGCAGAUUUGGCUCAAGAUGCAAGUUCAUACACGACAGCACCCCUAUACCAGCAUCCCAAAUAUGUCGUUACUUUCAGAAAGGUGAAUGUUGGUAUGGCGAACGGUGCAGGUUUUUCCACGUCCUGCCUCAAGUUGGUCCAGCAUUUGCAGGCAGAAGGGGUUCAGCGCCCGCAGCCUCGUCCUCCAGUAUGGCCUACUCUUCUGAAAGAAGAGGGUCAGAACCAGCUCUUCAGCGUGCUAACGUCUCAUCCAGGCAUCAAUGCAGUGGAUCACAGUCAGCAGUUGCCUUCAGUCCUCCGCUCCACACAAGGCAUCCGCCAGAAUAUAUUGUAGCCGACCGGUCACAAGAAAAUGAUAUGGCGUCAGCCCAGCGUUCAGACAUUGCUCAAGCAAGUGCAUGGCAGGGAACAGAUGAGGAACCCUCUAUAUCUGAGACAGCAGAAGAUGGAGCUACAGCAGCUAGCAAUAACGGCAACAACGGGGUCACAGGGGCUUUCUUGCAGAGCAAAAAUGUCGUCUGUGGGAUCUGUAUGGAAGCCAUCUACGAAAAGGAGACCGAAAGGGGUCGUGUUUUUGGGAUUUUGCCAAACUGCAAUCAUCCCUUCUGUUUAGAAUGCAUCACAACCUGGAGAAAAGUAAAAGACAUUGGAUCUGAUGUUGUAAGGGCUUGCCCACAAUGUCGAGUCAGGUCUGACUUUUAUGUGCCAAGCAAGUACUGGGUGGAAGGUCAAGAAAAGGAAAAAGUAAUAGCUGCCUUCAAGAAGAAAUUUAGUGAGAAGAGAUGUCACAACUUUGACAGAUAUGGAUACUGUCCCUUCAAAAAGGAGUGUCUUUAUCGGCAUGUCCCGGAUUCAACCCCUUCUGCGUUAUCAUAUAUCUUAGAUGACCUGGAGGAGGAGGAGGAUGAUGACGAUGAUGAUGACGAUGUUGUCGAUCUUGGUGGUCUGCUUGGAAUUUUCAUAAGCAUGAGGCUUAUUGGUGGUGAAGAUGCCGAGGAGGACCUUCUCUUUUACCUAACUGAAGAUCAUAGGUUUUGAGGCAUUUAGUUUUUUUGUUUUGUUUCUCUCCCCCCCCCCCCCCCCCCCAGAAGUCUAAAAGACAGUCACUCUACCUUUGACCACUGGCUCCGUCGUACUCUGUACUAAAGCCACUUUUUUGAAGGAGCCUAUCAAGAUCUGGAUGAAAUAUGUGCUCCUUCAUUGCUGAAUUUGUUCUGACUUUGAAAAAGGAAGCAGGUUAUCUCACCAGUGUUCUGGGGGGAAAAAAAAGAAAUUGUCUGCAAUAAUUUGAUUAGAAAUGUAUGCACAUCCAGACUCUGCUGUAGCUGUGAGGACGCCACAUUCCUCUUGUUGACGUCGGUUUUUGGGAUAGGCUUUAUUAUUUUUUUUUACCCUCCCAAAGCUGAGAUGCCUGUCUCCUCAUAUCAGAUUGCUAAAUUUAAAUUUAUUCCAUUAACUCUAGGCAAUCUUGACAUUUUAAAAACAUUGUGUGGUUGGUUUUAAAAGUUAAAGGUAAAAAGUGUACCAUUCCCCCCCUUAUUCUUCAAUUCUGAUACCAACCUUAAAAUAUUGCUGUAAUGUUUCCUAGUUUUUGGCAAGAAUGUAGCAUGUUUGGCUUUUAUUAUUUUUAAAAAUGUACACUGAAAAUAAAAAAAGUCACGUUUGUCUCAC